CGAAACCCUCAACCGCCCAAACCAUCUUUUACCCUUUACAGUACUCCACGCUGAAGCAAGACAAAAUGCGCCUCCUCACCACCACCACUCUCCAAUUGGCCGUCCCUCUCCUCCUCCUGGCCACUUCACCCGCACGAGCUCAAGCUGGAGGCGCCAUCCCAACACCGGGAGCACCUGUGGUGAUUCCUCGCCCUGUUGACCCGCACCAGGAGCCUAGUGGUGUCCCAUCGGGUGUGGUCGCUGUGCCCCCUCUGACCUCCGCGACUGCCAUUGCGACUGCCAUGGCCACGGCAACUACGACCACCUUGACCUCCUCGUCGGCGAGCGCGACGCAGACGCCCACUGUGGUUGUGAUGGAUACUGGGAGCAGCAGUCAGGCAACUCUGACGACGAUAAGCACUGCAACUCCUACGAUGGGCGCAGGGGCGGCCGCGGCGACCAACGGGGGCACUAGCCGUCAUCGAGCACCAGUCGCUGCUGGGCUCGUGAUGGCCGUUAUUGUUUCUGCGGGUCUCAUUUGAAAGACUUGAAUACCUUCCAUCGGAUCGUUUCUGUAAAUCUGGCGUAAGCGCUGGCGUUCAAUAUCCCCCCGCAUAAGGUGCACGACAUCAAAACACAUAAGCAUUUCAAAUUACUAGACGUGACCAGCUGGUAGACCUCCUUAGAUCUAGAUACUGCAUCGAUGUGCUCCUGACUUACUUCAUGAACCGUACAUUUGCCUGGCCAGAAGCUGUAAGCCCUGUUGUCAUCAAAGCCAGAAGGCGCCAUGUCAUAAUGUAGACGAACUUGGAAAGUUGCAGAGACGAAUCAUGGUGCAGCUUCGCCUUCCUCUAUAUCUCUUUUGCGCCAUCACUGUUAACUAAUGAAGGUGGGAGCGCGGAAUGAGAGACGAUCUAGCUAUUCAGAAGCGCUGGUUUCAGCACAAUUAGGCCAAAUGCCCAAAGAAACCCGUAAAUCCAUGAAUAUGUCGCUGUGCAGUCGUU
Molecule: messenger RNA, 983 nt
Organism: Fimicolochytrium jonesii
Lineage: Eukaryota; Fungi; Chytridiomycota; Chytridiomycetes; Spizellomycetales; Powellomycetaceae
Exons: 1
Coding region: 66-521 (151 amino acids)
Source: RefSeq, a predicted model, not a curated record